UACUGCCGCUGAACAGCUGAGUCAUCGAACAAACAUCACUUCCGCGUGACUGAAGCUCUACUUCCUGUGUGGUGGACACGAGCAGAAGCGAAAGAACUCAGAUUCAAACACAGAGCAGCAGCGCGAUGCUCGGAACAUGACGGCGCUCCGCUGCUUCAGCGUCUGUUCUCUGCUUCUGCUGAACGCGUCCGCGGGAUUUGGAGAUCUGAGGCGUCCUGAGAAUGUCAGCAUGGACUCGCUCAACACCCGUUAUGUGCUGCGGUGGGACUGGCCUCACGAGACCGCCGCCAACCAGACCGUCACCUUCACUGCGCAGUAUAUACCGGAGUUUCGGACACAGAAGAAGAAGAAUUAUGAGAAGUACUGGACAUCAGUGUGUGUCAAUGUUUUGGAGCAUCGCUGUGAUUUGACUGGAGCUGAUCUGCAUUACAAUGGCUUAUAUCUGCUGCGUGUGCGGGCCAACACGUCACAGCAGACCUCCGGCUGGGUCCAGAUCAGAUUCUGUCCUGAUAAACAUGCUGCUUUAGGUCCUCCCUCCAGCGUGACGCUGAACUCAGUUAAAGGAGAUCUAGAGAUCAUCAUCUCCGACCCUCUGAGCAGCACUAACCAGUCCAUGAAAACUUUGCUGGACAACAGGUUUAGCUACCACAUCCAGUACUGGAGGCGCUCUGAAGAGCCUCAGACGGCUAAAGUCCUGGACACGAAGAACAGUGUUGUGAUGCUGACUGAGCUGGACAGACAGACGUGGUACUGUGUGAGAGUUCAGAGCCGUGAUGACUUCUAUGAGAAGAGAAGUGUCUUCAGCGACACACACUGCACACGCACUGAAGGUCAGAUACCAUCCUGGCAGAUAUUCCUGUACUUCCUGAUUUCUCUGCUGCUGUGCUUCCUGCUGCUGCUGCUGCUGUUCUUCUGCUUUUACAAGAUGUUUACGCUGCUCAAGAACACCUUCUACCCGGCCUAUCAACUCCCGGAUCACAUUCAGGAGCUGUGGUUAAAUGAAUCCGAGAAGCCGCAGCUGCUGGCUCCUGAGUCUCCAGAGUCUGUGUGUGAGCCGCUGGUCGUGGUCAGUGCUGAGCUGGACGCUGUGGCGGUGGAUGAGCGCUCACACACUGGGGAUCAGGACUCCAGCGCACACAGCAGCGGAGACUCGGGCGUUUACUCCACAGAGGAGGACUCCUGUCACAGAUCCACCACACACGCUGACCUACAGAUGAGCAGCAGAAAGCACAGAGAAAAGCUGCAUGAUGGGAUGCUGCUGGACCCCUGUGCUUGAAACGGUCAACAGAUGUCAGACGGACAUGACUGUGGCUAUUUUCAGAUUUGCCUCUUCCAACAUCUGUCAGCUUAUUGUACAUGUAGAGACAGCAGCACCUUACUGAGGUUUAUGACAUUUGAGCCAUAUUUGUCAUAUCUGUUAACAUGCCGAUUUCUUAUGAUUCUUAUAGAAUCUUAAUUCAUUGUUGUCACUUGAUGUCAUUUCUUUGUUAGCUUUAACAACAGCAGGGUUUAUAAAGAGAAUGAACUGUCAUUUGUCAUCUCCUCUCAGUGUCAGAUUAAAAUGACCUCUAUCAUAUGUAAAUGACUUGUUCUUGUGUCUUUAAAUGGUCAUAUUUCCAGUCUUUAGCCCUAUAAAUUUAUGCUCGUGUUUGUGUGCUGUAUUUGUACAUACAGUGCUUUAGCUUUCAGAAGCAAUCAGUCAGUGUGUAUGUGUGUAUAUAUAUAUAUAUAUAUAUCAAAUUAAAUUAACUUAAUUUAAAUUAAUUUAAAUCAGCUGCUAAUCCAAGAGAUUCACAUAAUUUUACUAUGCACCGAUAUGUAACACUGGAUCAUUUUUCUCAAAUAAAU
Onychostoma macrolepis is the source of this 1848-nucleotide messenger RNA. Its product is annotated as interferon alpha/beta receptor 1a-like. Gene Ontology annotation, molecular function: protein binding; interferon receptor activity. The transcript is spliced from 7 exons. NCBI's taxonomy places the organism in Eukaryota, Metazoa, Chordata, Actinopteri, Cypriniformes, Cyprinidae. The record is from RefSeq and is a predicted model, not a curated record. The coding region runs from base 137 to 1276 and encodes 379 amino acids.